Triplophysa rosa is the source of this 9121-nucleotide messenger RNA. It is a transcript of the gene en1b, whose product is annotated as engrailed homeobox 1b. Gene Ontology annotation, biological process: regulation of transcription by RNA polymerase II; neuron differentiation; multicellular organism development. Gene Ontology annotation, molecular function: DNA-binding transcription factor activity, RNA polymerase II-specific; RNA polymerase II cis-regulatory region sequence-specific DNA binding. The record is from RefSeq and is a predicted model, not a curated record. The transcript is spliced from 2 exons. Lineage: Eukaryota; Metazoa; Chordata; Actinopteri; Cypriniformes; Nemacheilidae. Bases 301 to 1113 code for a protein of 270 amino acids. Gene Ontology annotation, cellular component: nucleus.
GGGGCACAGUGAUUUUAGAAAGAGUUUGGGAAGCGCGAGCUGUCACACGGGGCGGCGAGUCUGGGAUCGCGGAGCAUCGCGCGAUGUAUCGUCUGACGUGAACAACGGGCUUUUGACACUUGAAACGCCUCGAUCGCGGAAAACAUUCCGAUGGUAUGACAGUCGGUUUUCAUAAGGUAUUUCGUAUACCUUUUAAAAUAACCUUAUAGACUGUGUUCUUGUUUGUCGUCAUUAUCCGUAUACCGCGCGUUGCAACAAGUGGAUUUUCGGUGCGCAAAACGCGAUCCGGUUGUCUCAGUCAUGGAGGAUCAAAACAGUCGUGAUUCGACCGAGUCCGAGAGCGUGUCUCUAUCACCCAAUAUACCAUCUCCUCCGAUUUUACCUCACCAGGCAGCGCAGCAGGUCCACAGAACCACGAACUUUUUCAUCGACAAUAUCCUAAGGCCAGACUUUGGUUGCAAGAAAGAUCUUGGGAAUAGAGACCGGGCGCAAACCUCGGGUCGGGAGAACGUUAACCCUAUGGUGAUAAGGCCGUCGCUUAAUAGCAACCUUUGCCAGGAUUCAAACUGUAGCAGUGACAGCACUUCUUCGUCCUCGUCGUCUUCGCCAUCCUCAAAGCAGGCUCCGUCAAAGCUUGUCGAAGGAAAUGGAACUAGCACGCAAAGGUACGCGGAGAAUACGACGGUAAUGGUGGUGAACGCUAACAGUGGGACUCCGCCAAAUAAAGAAUCCCAGCCUUUACUCUGGCCUGCCUGGGUGUACUGCACCAGGUACUCGGACAGACCUUCAUCUGGCCCAAGGACACGAAAAUUGAAAAAGAAGAAAAGCGAAAAGGAAGACAAGCGACCGAGAACCGCUUUCACGGCCGAGCAGCUACAGAGACUGAAAGCCGAGUUUCAGGCCAAUCGGUACAUAACGGAGCAGCGGAGACAGUCGCUGGCCCAGGAACUUAACCUCAACGAAUCGCAAAUCAAAAUCUGGUUCCAAAACAAGAGGGCCAAAAUCAAAAAGGCUACUGGUUAUAAGAACGGCCUCGCUCUUCAGCUCAUGGCUCAAGGACUCUACAACCAUUCCACGACCACAGUUCAAGAUGAAAAUAAUGAAAGCGAGUGAAAAACGGCCCGGUUUCUAUUUUAAAAUGGGCCACGGACGCUGAUCUGAGAAGUGAUUUUUUUUGUUCUUUCAUAUUUUGUAUGAAUCAAAUGAAAAGGAGAUUCUUCGAAUUCUGCGAAUUGAAGAUGCGCUAUUUAAACACAUUUCUGUUUAUUAAACGUAUAUGGACAUGCAUCUAAAUACAAACACUAUGAAAAUUUAUAUAUAGCCAAUACUGUAAGAUGUGUAUAUUUAAUUACAGGCAAGGGGAUGUCUAUAUUGCUCCUUACCUGCUGAAUAUUUCUAACGUUUCUCUCCUUCCCCAAUGUGGUUGCUCACCGUUCCAGUAGGCCUAGUGUCAGGCUUGUUAGUUUUUGUGAUAGCCCUGUCUCUUAAACCCCGUAUCUCACAGUUCUUCAAAUGCGUGACUGAACCAACGCUUCAAGCCAAAGAUUUUAAUAUGUUCAGAUUAUGUUGUCUGAAAUAAAAAGGUAGAAUAUGCCAUUGUUUUUUUCCUAGUCUACAAACUCUCAGCAUAUAAUUACUUAAUCUGUAGCUAUUUAAACGCUACGAUGGCUUGUCGUUCUCUCAACCCCCUAAGAGAUUUUUUAAAAUAAAUGUAUUACAAAACAAUUUCUACGCUACAGUUACUCUAUUUUUAAAUGAGACAUUUGGAUUGUGAUUACACUUUAAAUGCGAAAUAUGCUUUGCGUGGCCUAUAUAUACAAAUAAAAUGUUAUUAUUUUACGACACCUGGUAUUAUGAUGAAAGAAUUCUUAGAAUCAGAUUCUUUUAUCUUCACAUUAAUUAUCAGAUCUAGAAUGUACUCUUUUGUUUAGAAAUAAUAUAAAGAUACGGUCCUCCGGUAUACGGGCAUUUUUGAAAACUAUUAAUAUUAUUAAUAAAAAUGGCUAUUAAAAAAAAGAAAUUCUUUGCAGUAUUACGUGUUUUGAAAUUAGUUUUUUCUACUUAUUAUUCAAUCAUGUCUGAGAGUAUAACAAAUUCCCAAAAUAAUACCUUGACUGCACAAGCAUUCGUUUUCUAUGACGCCAGCUAUUGAAUUAAGGCAAAUAAUUAUGGUAGAGGCUCGUACAUAUAUUAAUCUUAUUGUUGUGAAUAUUAUAAUUAAUUUAAUAUAAGACGAGAUAAAAUGUGGCGUUUGCACGAAUCACGGAGUCAGUAGCUACUUGACGGACAGGGUUUAGAAUUUUACAGGCGUCAAAACAUGUAUACCUUCAAAAUUUGAAUUAACACAUCUCGUGUUUAAUUACAAAUAAUUUUAAUAGACUUGAGUGAAUGUUAACAACAAGCCAUGAAAAUAGUUUUCUCAUAUUGCCGCCACACGUAUUACUGACGCCCAGCGAUGACAGCAGUGGUGCAAAGAGACGAUCACAGCCUUUGCUAAGCCUACUGAUAGAAGUGUCUUUUUGCAGUGUGUGUGUGUGGAGGCCGUGUCUAGGGAUCAAAGUGCAGAUUUAGGAAACUUUCCCAGCGGGGUUAAAAGGUCAAGUUAAGCAAUCAAAACAAAACCAGGGGUAUUCUUGAACACUCCGUCGCUCCGCAUAUUUAAUUAUUGUUUUAACACAACACAUGUUUUAAAACAUUAAGGCCAACGCAAGCAAUAAAGGGAUUUUCAAUAAUAGUUGUUGUCAUAAUCUAAAUUGUGAACAUUCUUAUUAACGUAUUUGUAGGAAUAUCCCUAUCGCCAUUAAAACUUUGCAAUUUAAUACCAGUGUUUUAAAUGCGUAACUAUUACAAGAAAAAUACUAGAUUGUUAAGAUCACAUUAUAGGGGCUUAUUUAAUAACACAUUAUUGUGUUAUUUAUAUUUUAUGCAUUUAUAUUUAGAAAUGUGUGGACAACGGUCUUAGAGGCAUUAAUAUAGCAUUAAUAGAAAAUGCGCUCAUGCGGAUUUUGUUUAAACGAGACUAUAGGCCUGCGUCUAUUUAAAUUACAACAUUUUGUUGGGGGUUGUUAUUAUUUUAGGUAAUCCUUUUUGUGUUUACCAUAUAGAUAUAAAAAUGAAUUAUAAAUCAAUCAGAAAGUGUCAGUUAACAAAUAAAAAAGAAAAUUAUCUCUCAUUAGACAAUCGAAAAUAAAAGAAAAAGUAUUUGCAGCUCAACACUCGGAUUUCAUUGCUAUAGGAUUUAAUCCUCAAACCUUUUUUCAUCCUCACCGGUUAUACUUAAACUUGCUUGAAAAUAGUUUCAGGCACGACUGAUAGUUUAAAAAUCGAGUUCUUAAAUAUUAACAAUUUCUACACGCUGUUAAUGAUGUGAGGUUUGUGUGUGAGCUUAAUGUUGUCAAAAGCCUGGAUGAAAUGGAUGAGAACCUGUUUAGUGCAUAGUGAUAGUGUGCUUUUUUCAUUAUAGCGUAUAUUUUGCAAAGAAAAUAUGGGAAGAUUACAUUCAUUUCAACAAAAUCUAAUUACAUAAAUGUUAAAAUGACAAAUGUAAAUAUAGGCUACUGUGUAUUCUUACUAUAAAGAAAAACACGGAUCACUAUGACGUAAAAUUAUUUCAAUUAAUAAAUAUACCGUCAUUCCCUGUGGAAUGUGGUUUUGUCACCCGUAGGCAGCUUUUAUGUUUAAUUAUUCGAACUGCUGCGUAUUCAGUGGAUUUAAUAAGCACACUCACAUACAGAGCACCAUACACCUGUACAUUAAAUAUUAAUUGGCAUAAACCGCUUGACAUUACUUAUUUAAACAGAUGAGGACAAAGGGAUUAUUUCAUUACAAUUAGUCCAACAUUUAUUAUAUGAAAUUAAUUUGCUUUCGUAUGGACGAGCCAAUCCCUCGUGUUUUCUUGUCGCGUGGCAACCUGUAAAUUUAAUAAAAGCCUGCAAUAAUGGCGUUAUAGGGCUUUUUAAAACAUUCAUCUUGAGGUGUUGAUGCGGGCGUCCCAGUUGUAUAAUAAAGGACAAAUCGGAUAUGCAAACAAGAAACUUUAAUACGAAAAGCAACAACAAAACGUGAUAUUUAAUGUGCUGUUUUAUAUUUUAUUUACGGAGCAUUUCCAUCAAUAUGGCGCUAUAAAUAUGGUGGAGUAAAUAUGUAGUAAAAUGCAUGAAUGCAUAUAAUUUUCAGGGCAAAUAACAUUUUACGACACAAAAGAAAAGUGAAUGUUUUAUUUCAGGUUGGUUGGAAUAAUUGCGUCCAUAAGGAUUAAUUGUUUAUUUUUGUAUUGAUCUUGAUAGGGUUCAUAUAAAUAUGUUAUUAUAUGAUAAAAAUAUGUUACAAUAGGAUACAUUUAUCAAUACACAUAAAAUCUAUCGGAACAACGUCGCUGCUUGACAUUAUGCCAUCUCCCUGCAAAAAAACAAACACAUAUCAAACCCAAAACGGCCCACAAUCCGUUCAGCAGGUGCAUCAGUAAAGCAAAACACAGCUGUGACCGGCGCGUGCUCAGUACACUGUGCCCUACAGCUACCAUACAACAUAUUUAAUAUAUAUGCAAAUGAAAGCAAUAAAAGAAUAUAUGUAAAUUGCCUACGUUUAAGCAGGGCUGUGAACGAAAUACCACAAACUUACAAGGUAGGCCUACUUAUAAAGGUGUGUGAACUACACUCCCCUUUUAAUGAAAAAAGAGGAAGAGAGAACCUGAUUUCAUUUCCCAAGUGGUGCACUUCAGAGAAAGUUAAAAGGCGAAGGCCGUGACAGCGAGGGUGGGGACAGAAAAAGUUUGCAGCAAAUUUCACAGCCUCGCUUGGUUGUCUUCGUUUGUGCCCUCGCUGACCAGAGGCAUAUGUGCACCAUUGAUCAAAGCACAGCGGAAGAGGCCAGUGACCCUGAAUGGGACUAAAGGAUGCAAAUAUAGGAACUAAGUGAUUGGUAAUCCUAUUAGAACAUGCUGUGGGUGGGGGCCAGCGGUUCGAGGGCUAUUCGCGUCACAACACUGCCAGCCACCGAUGCGUAUUGCAUACGCAUAGACAACAUGUGCUUCCGUGCACGCGUGCAGAGGCAUGGACGCUUAUCACAACCCUGCACUGUCAUACUGCUUAACUGAUUUAAUUCCUACGACUUUACUUUAGUUCAGGGACCAUGCAUUUCCGAGAGGAGUCACGCAUUUAUAAAAUAAAGCAAAUCAGAAAUAAGUACAAUUCAUUUUUGAAUACAAACACAUACAAAUAAAAUCUAAAUACAGUAUACAAGUGAUUUUGUGGAUUUUAUCACUACCGGACAAUUUGGAGCAGAAUGGGGAAACGCUCUGCAGUGUUGUCCAAGAAGUUUCUUUGUGAGGUUAAACGUCAUGGUCUUCUCUCGUUCUCAGAGCAGGCCUUCAAAAUCCAUGUCCUAUUCUAAACCUGUUCCCUCCCUUCCUUCAAGGUCCACAUCACUUGAGAUUUUGGUGUUGAAAAAGUGUGACAAAUGUAUACAGAAGCAAUACUGGUGGGGCUAUCCAACAAAGGGUGGCAUUGAAUGUCAACCACCCAAUGCGCCAGGGUAGGCAUUAGGACCACUGGGAGGGCAGCCACCAAUGUGGAGCAGAGAAAUGAACAUUACACGCUGGAUACCACCGAAUAUCUCCACACACCCCCAACUGGUCAGCUGCACAAAGACAGCCAUAUACACUGCUGCAGCAAGCAAAAUAAAUAAUACUGUAAUAUACAAAAGAUAAAAUCUGAUAACGGAUGCACAGCUUGAUCUCCGUUCCUGAUUCAACCAUUGCUUAAUAUCUAAUAACAAAAAAUCUUGUCGCUGGAGAAAUGUAUAAUGGGUGCUUUUGUCUACCCUAUUAUUACGGGGUCCUAUUAUUUGGUCCUUAUUUCCUAUUACGCUGCAUGCAAUAUUUGUGAAAUAACCAAAAAUAUGCGUUUUAAUAAUGCAUGAUUAUUAUUUGUUUCAAUUUAUAUUAUAUUAUAAAUACAAUAUUAUUAUUAUCAUUACAAAUAAACCACAAAUAGCCUAAACUGCAUGUCUCCCGGCAAGCACGGACUUUGGCCUACGCGUAAAGGCUUCGAAAAUUGGCGAAUAUUCAAAAUUCACACAAAUCUUUACAAGUUCUACAGUAAUUGUUUUACAAUUGAGAAGACUCGUAACUCUUAACGUCUGCGAUAAAAAAAUAUUUAUCCUACAGAUAUUUCAGAUAAUGUAAUUUUUUCUAUUUAUUCAGUAGGCCUAAAUAUACAUGUUACGUUCAAUAAACUGCUUACAAGUUAAUGUUGUAAUUUAUCGAUUAGUAUCUGGACUGAAAUUUUUGGACGUAUUGUCAGUUCUGCGUUUAGAAUCGAAAGUGAAAAAUUGCGAUAGCGCGCGGCCAAGAUCCCACCAAGACACUUAGGUCCUAAAAGUUAUGCAACCCAUUUUGAGCUAUAAGUGUGGAUUACCUCGUUACAGAAAAAUAUUUUAUUAAUGUUGUUGCUAUCUUUAUGGGGGGAAACAUUUUCAUUCUAAUAGCGUCACACAGCAAAAAACACAUCUGCCGUUAUGAAAUAAUUGCAGGCAGUCCUAUAGAUUUCAGCGCGUGCUAUAAACUACUUCGGGUUUGCAGUGAUCCACGACAUCCUGUUCAAUAACCCAUGUAACCUACUGUUAGCCUAAUCUGAGGGAUAUCCGAUGCCGCAGUCAAAACUUUUCCAUAAACAAAUUGUUCGUUUUCUCGCACCAUUAUAAACGGAAUAUGUGCUAGGAAGAGGAGUUGACAAGAAUUAUAAUUACAAACAGAAGGGGCCCUAUCGCGGGACAGCAGUGGGUGUUCACUCCGUCCACAAUGGCAUCUGCUGCGCAGAUUUUUCAGGGCCCGUCCCUGUCAGGGCGCUUUUUUAUAUAAUGAAGGUAUACGCGCAAAAAGAACAAAGAGGGAGACACCUGGCUUCAUCAUAUGCGAUGGGUGGUCAAGAGCCUCUCACAUGUGGUAUUACUUAAGCGUCUCCUGCAGCAGACGCACACGGACAGACUGGGCCUUCCGCGAUGCGCGCUCUCGCAUUAGCGGCUUCGCUUUCACCGGCGGCCUUGCACUUCAAAAGCCGGGAAAAUCUCGAAAUCUCCUCCUCGGUCUCUCAUCGCCGGCUGUACAGUCCCGAGGUGGCGAGAGGUGAGCCGGAGAGCAGUUCGUCAUAUUCAAUUAGCGCACGGCUGUCACGGCAUCUCCAAACCGGCCCUGAUGUCAUUCCCCAGGAGAGAGGAUGAACGAUUGUCCCACCGUUGAGAUGAGCAGAUUCUGGGAAACAAAUAAGAAUAGAGCACUACAGACUUAACGACAGUGUUACAGAAAGGGAUACUAAAGCAAGAAAAGCAAAUGUUUUACAUGGGAUGCACACUUCAGUUUGUGCAUGAAAUCGAUUAAUUAUUUCCAUAAAAUUAUACAGUUGAAAUGAAAAAGCUAUUUAAAACAAUUCACUUAAGCACAUUUAAAUGCUUUUUAAAUGGACAAAUUCUCUAUUUCAAAUAACAUAUUAUCAACUCAUAGCAGGCGUAACAAUAAACUCUGCAUUAAAUAGUUUGCAUUAAUGUCUAAAUGUGUUGCCAUUUUAAUUAUUGCUAUUAGAUAUAUUAAUGACAUUACAAUUAUGGCUGAUUUUGUAGGUCAAAGGUCAUGCAGGUUAGCUUUUGCUAAUGGCACAAGUUUCUUUAUGUCCUUGCCUGUUGUUUAUCAUUUACUUAAGGCUCUUGGCUUUUGCUUAGUAGUAAAAACUGUUAAAAGUGGAAAACGCAGGAAAACGCAGGUCAACGCAUCUUUUUGUAUCAUAAGCCCAUAAAGUCCUGUUGAGGGGCUACUUUUCCCUCACCUAAAAUCCGUAUGAUAAUCUGUUAUGGCACCAGCCCGUUCCACAGCUUCAUGAUUUACGGUUUUGCAUCAGCCCUUAGCCCUCCUGCACAGCGAAGUUAAAUGACCCGAAAAUAACAUUAAUAUGUACCAGGGCCUGAUGGAGUACCGUACAGGAGGGGUGGUCUGCGGCGUCGGCUUUCACCCAUAGGAAUAUAAACUUGAGCGUCUGAAUGGGUCAUAGGGCGAUGUCAGCCGAAGCGCAAAGUCGACAGAAGAGAUGAGAGGUGGAAAGCCAUCAACCAGUGUAAUAAUGAUCUCAUUUUAAAUACAAAAACAAACAGUUGAAUGAACAAUUGGAUGAUGAUUAUAAAACUCAAUAUCAAAACUCCCUAUUAUUGACAGAGAUUCAUACAUUUAAAUAAAAAUAUAGAAUGUAUAAACAUAGACUAUGCAGUUUUCUUAAAAGUAACAGUUUUCCAGGCUAUAAUUACAUAAUUUGGGGUAGGGGUGACUUUCAACUUCAAAUGAACAAAUGAAGAAUACAAAUACAGCAAAAGAAUAAAUGAUUAAAUAAAAAUAACACAUUAUCUUUCACCACAUCAGCUGACUUAAGCCAUAUUUACACUGCAAAUGUGGCACAGAAGGUGCAUCUGCGUGCAUAUUGGCUGGCUUUUAUACAGCACUGCCAUUACACAGUGCCUGCUCAAAUUUGGAGUAAAGACAACUUCAGUAAGUCUCACUUAUUUAUUGUUUGAAACAUAACAGAUAAUGUAAACAUAAAAAAGGAGUCAAAAAGUGACAAGAGACAAAAAGUGAAUGUAUAAAAAGUUAUUAAGCAAAGUAUUUAUUUUAUAUUGUACUUUAAAUAUUUUAUGAAUAUUAGUUGAAUCUUGAGAACAUACAUUAUGUUUACUUAAAAAAUGUAACAAAUCAAAUAUUUUUCAUUUAUAAUAUUUAUCAAUAUCAUAUUUAUAAGUGUUGGAGUAGCGUUGUUUACGUCUUCCAAAGUGGUAUAAAAAGCAUUUCCCGUCCUUACAGGGACUGUAAACAUUAAACUGGGAUCUUGCUUAAAAAUUUGAGCUAAUGUCUCGUUCAAGGUCCGAUCAGCAUCCUUUCAGUUACCACUACACUACAUGACAUCACUCACUCACUCAAUUUCCAGGUUUGCAUAGCAUUAAGCGUGAAGAAGCUCUUACACACACAGCCGGCGAGUUGUGUGGUCCGAAGGGUACUAUCCCAUUCCUCUCUCUUUGUCUUGUGUGUAAGCUCACUCUGUGUCUGGCAAAAAAAAAACACACAUUAUAGAAACAACUGUUCAGUGCG